Molecule: messenger RNA, 2042 nt
Organism: Pichia membranifaciens NRRL Y-2026
Lineage: Eukaryota; Fungi; Ascomycota; Pichiomycetes; Pichiales; Pichiaceae
Exons: 1
Coding region: 53-1993 (646 amino acids)
Biological process (GO): cleavage in ITS2 between 5.8S rRNA and LSU-rRNA of tricistronic rRNA transcript (SSU-rRNA, 5.8S rRNA, LSU-rRNA)
Cellular component (GO): nucleus
Molecular function (GO): polynucleotide 5'-hydroxyl-kinase activity
Source: RefSeq, a predicted model, not a curated record
GGCAGAAGAAGAAGAAGAGACAGCCACCAGCUCUUCCCUCAGUCCCUGAAAGAUGUCUGCACGCCUGAGUGCGUUUGCAGCGUUGAACUAUUCGGAUUCGGAGUCAGACCGUGAAACCAACGGCAACCACAACGACAACACGAGCAGAGCCAGCGCCGGCGCCAAUGAAAACGACACGCCCGUUGCAGAGAUGGGGGGAAUGGCAUUCGACCUGGGGCUCGGAGGAGCUGCGAUGUUCGUAAACGGGGCUGCGGCCACAGACCACUUUGUGCCCAUUCUGCACUCGAACUUCUCGCUGGUGGCGGAGCAGAACGUCGUCUUCGGUGAGCAGACGCAGACGGUCGGGCUCUUGCCCGGCAACGUCCUCGUCGUGAAGGGCCGUUACCGAGUCUCGGUGCUUUGCGGAGUAGCGUCCGUCGAUUCCUUUGUCAUGACCGCCGGCACGGCGGGACAGCUUGUGGACGCCUCCAACCUGGCGUCGCUGCCUUGCAUUCGAGCGGCCGCCGGCACGCCUGUGGACCACUCGCUUCCGGGGCUCAGUGCUUCGCCGUUCGCCUGUGUCGUGCAGCUCGAGAGUCAUGACGACCGCUUGGACCGUCUCCCACUGCUGUACCCGCACCUCCGGUACCUGUACGCCUGCGAACAUUCGAAGAACUCGUGGUCUCACCAGGGACACAGCUACACGUUCAGCGCACUCGUGGAGGCGGAGCCAAACCGGGUCGCCACCUCCGUGCCAGACUCGUGGGCCUACCAGCUUGGUAGACUCGCCUUAUCCCUUGGUGUGACGGACAGGAGGAACAAGAUAGUCCUUAUCGUGGGGAACAAAAACACAGGCAAAUCGUCGUUUCUCAAGCUUCUUGCCAACACUCUUCUUUCUGCCGCCAGCACCAAUGCCGGUGUCCAGAUCCUGGAUAUAGAUCCAGGCCAGCCGGAGCUGUGCCUGUCUGGGUGCAUCUCCUUGUCGAAUAUCACGUCCCCGCUUAUCGGAACCGUCCACUCCUUCCGCGUCCAGAAGUCCACAGAGGUCGUCAAGUACCUUGGAUUCAACUCGCCGAACAUUCAGCCGUUGAACUACUUGCGCCAGCUAGACCAGUUGAUUGAUAGCGUGAUUACGUCGAAAAACACCAUCACCCUCAUCAACUCUCCUGGAUGGGUCAAGGGUUUUGGUGCAGAGAUAAUCGCACACUUGAAUGCCAACCUGGACAUAACCUCGCUCAUUCAGCUUUCGGAUGAGCUGCGAGACCUCGACAUUAUCCGUGAAAUCCCCUGGAAUAGGGAAACCGAAAUUGUACGGCUCCCCGCAGCCAACAGAUCCACACACUCUUUCAACACCUAUUCUCCGCUGAUCAUCAGGAAUGCUAAGCUACUGUCGUAUAUGCAUUACGAUGCCGUGUCCCGGGUGUUUGACUUCAACCCAUUGCUGCUCAAGUCCCCGUACCGGUUGUCAUACUUGACGCCAACAUCCGACGUUCGCAGAAUGCGCAGUUUCAACGGCAUUGUAGGCGUUUCAAUCUUUGAUUCCCAGGGCGUUAGUGUUGCAGAUGUGCCACAGUCUUUAGAAUGCCAAUACGUGGCGUUGGUCACUAUAUCCAUCGACACACUGCUCAGCCUGGAAGGUCAAGACCCCAAGCCGUCCAGCAGCUCUCCUAAUUGCAUUACUGAGAGCUUUAUUCACUCAGUUCCAUCUACAUUUCACGGUUUGGCAAUUGUGCAUUCGGUCGACACCCAAAACCAGACCAUCAACAUCUACACGCCAAUAGAUACGGUUACUUUAUCAGAAAAUCUUGCUUCUGGUAAAGAAAAACUUCUGCUUGUCAAGGGAAGGGGAGAGGUGCCGAUGGACGAGAUAUACUCCACACAGCUAACAAAGGGACCAGCAAUGUACUGGAACAACUUCGGUCUUUCUUGUCCGCCGUACGUCAAUGCAAGCUUGAACAACGACGUCAUAGGUGGCAAGACUGUGGGCAUCAGAAGAAACAUUCAAAGAAGAUAGAUAGAUACGUAGAUACUUAACGAAAUGUACAGUAAUAACAGACACUACA